AGAUGUGCAAGUCCGUCUUCAGCAAAUGAAGCCGUGGCAUACGUAGAACUUGUCUCGACACUGUCGGUGGCAAUUGAAGUGUGUGAUAACGUCGAUGGAGGCGACGUUACUGAAUAUGCUACAGCUCUUAUACUAUUGAAACUUUAUCGUGCCAACACCCCUCAUCAACCUCUCCGCUUCGAUUUCUUUGCAUGGUUCGACACAAUUGUACUCAGCGAUUAUAAACCCGUCGAUCCAGCUUACGAUGUGACUCGUCAGACAUGGGCUGACCAGACUUCGGAAAAGAGGAUGGAUAUGAAGGGGAAUGAUGAACGGGAUACAGACAAGGACAAUGUGAUGAGACAAUGUGAUGAGGACGACAGGACAGAGUUAGGACGAUCGAGCUCUAAUGGCAACCGUGAAGGACAAGGGAGCAGAUAUGAAAACGUAGAGACAGUAUACGUCGGGAAAAUAUCUCCCGACAUGCCUGGACAUUUGCUGGAGCAAAAGGAGAUCUUUCAUUACAAGGGUUCCAUGACAUGA
Molecule: messenger RNA, 522 nt
Organism: Paraglomus occultum
Lineage: Eukaryota; Fungi; Glomeromycota; Glomeromycetes; Paraglomerales; Paraglomeraceae
Source: the annotation of a GenBank genome assembly